CUCUCGUCUUAUCCCAAACAGAACACUCCAUUCUCCCUCCACUCCAAGCAUUUCGACGAACAUGUCGCCGGUCACAGCGCUCCUGGCGGGCACCGCCGUGCCGCCGGCCUCUUCCACGGCGCCCCCGAGACUCUCCCGCCCGUCCGUCGGCUUCUCCCUCGCCGGCGGGGGGCGCGCGGCGCUUGCGGUGGAGUGCUCGUCGCGGCCGCAGAAGAAGGGCACCAAGCACCACAUGAAGACGCGGCCCAAGAAGACGCAGCGGUGGGACAUCAAGCGCCGCCCCACGCAGUACCCGCCGCUGCCGCCGCUGCCCCCGGACUGGACGCUCGUCGCCGCCAGCGCCACGGUCGACGCGGAGGAGGAGGCGCCGCCACCCGUCGCCGCCGCGGCGACCCCCGUCCUCGAGGUGGCCGCGGCCGCCGCCCCCGCCGCCGCAGACUGAGGCGGUGACAAGACAUGUUCCUUGUGUUUAGUUUCCUUGAACUCCGCAUACAUGGUUUCAUUUGAGAUUAUCAAUUGCUCCCCUCGUUUGUAUUAAUUAAUCUAGAAUCUCUGCUUCCAGUUCA
Molecule: messenger RNA, 566 nt
Organism: Phragmites australis (common reed)
Lineage: Eukaryota; Viridiplantae; Streptophyta; Magnoliopsida; Poales; Poaceae
Product: large ribosomal subunit protein cL38-like
Exons: 1
Coding region: 62-442 (126 amino acids)
Biological process (GO): translation
Cellular component (GO): ribosome; chloroplast
Molecular function (GO): structural constituent of ribosome; rRNA binding
Source: RefSeq, a predicted model, not a curated record